CGCGACGACGCGCGCAUGCGAAGCGCCGCGCCGCGAUCGACCGAAUCGAUCGCUGGACGCGCGAGCGCCGGACGCGCGAGCGCGAGCGCGAGCGCGCGCGCGCGCGGACGAUCGACGAUUCGAAGCGAACAAUCCAUCGAUUGCGCGCGACCGAUGCGACGCGCGGUGGCGCGCGCGGUGCGAACGACGCGGUGCGACGCGGCGUGGACGAUCGGCGGGACGACGGCGAGUCGGAGUCGAGGGGGAGCGGCGCGCGAGGUGCGGACGGCGGCGAGCGGAUGGCCCGGGGACGGCGCGAACGGGACGGGUGGCGCGGGCGACGCGAAGCCAAAGGGCGCGAGCGUGCAGUGGUUGCGCUCGGGACAAGCGCCGACGCCGGGAUCUGGGGGCGCGCGACCGACGCAAGGGCAAGGGAUGAUGCGAGGGCAGCCGAUGGCGCCGCCGGCGCAGCGGGGACAGCCGGGACCGCCGCCGCCGCCGAGAGGCGCGGCGCCGGCGAACGGCGGACGUCCGCCGGCGAACGGCGGGGCGCAGAGGCCGCAGAGCGCGGGACAGAAGCCGCAGGGUAA
Messenger RNA from Ostreococcus lucimarinus CCE9901, 569 nucleotides. RefSeq lists its product with no specific name. The record is from RefSeq and is a predicted model, not a curated record. The transcript has a single exon. The coding region runs from base 279 to 569 and encodes 96 amino acids. Lineage: Eukaryota; Viridiplantae; Chlorophyta; Mamiellophyceae; Mamiellales; Bathycoccaceae.